CUUACGUCCGACCAACAGGGAUAUAAAAUGAAGAAGGCCUCGGAAGAAAUAAAAUCCGAAUAUUUGGAAAUUCAUCUGGAAGACGAAGAAGAUAACGAAUUCGAAAGAUAUAAGACGUCAAUACAGCAUAAUCGAGAUGAGUGUACUAAUCCCGUCGAAUGGUGGGGUCGACGUAAAAGCGAGCUGCCCAACAUGGCUGAACUUGCGAAAAAGUAUUUGGCCAUUCCCAU
Acaulospora colombiana is the source of this 230-nucleotide messenger RNA. NCBI's taxonomy places the organism in Eukaryota, Fungi, Glomeromycota, Glomeromycetes, Diversisporales, Acaulosporaceae. The record is from the annotation of a GenBank genome assembly.